AAAUUCUUUUCUCAUGAAGUGAAAGUAGGCCUACAGUGGGCGUCGCGCGUUUUGUCAACAUUGGACAGGUCAAAUACUAGGCCUACAAUUCUACAUAAGCAGUGUGGAUGAUUCCUGACCUUUGAUAGUAGAUAUAAAUGUCUCGAUGGUUAUCGGGGAAGAUUCAGAAUUCCGUAUUAUCAGACAGCCAGAUGUCUCUUCAUCAAAAAGCGCCAAACUUGUGCUGUUUUUCGGUUGGCUGAACGCUAGUCCACGCGCUGUCCAGCGCUAUGUGGAUCUGUAUCACAACGCAGGUUAUGAUUUCAUGUACAUUCCAGGUCAUGUGACACACUUUGUGUGGCCCGCGAACUCCGUGAAGCUAGCCAGGAGGUUAUUGGAUCAUGUCGAUACACUUGCUGAAUGCAAUGCCUUCUUGGUUCAUGCCAUAUCUAUCGGUGCAUACAACUACACCAGCUGCCUGAUGCUUCUCCAGGACAGCCAGGACCGGUACCGGUCCUUUAGGGGCCGGAUACAGGGAGUUAUAUUUGAUAGUCUGACCAUCGGAUCCACAGAGAGGAUGAAGACUGGGGUGAAGCACGGACUAUCUCAAAACCCGGUGCUCCAAUUCCUUAUCCCUCGUCUUCUCAGUCUAUACUUCUGUUUGACAUAUAGGCACACUCUCAAAUUUUUUGAAACUGGUGUAAAAGUAUUUUCCGAAUUCCCGUUGAGAAUACCUACACUAUUCGUAUACAGUCGGAAUGAUCCUAUGUGUGAUGCAGAAAAUGUGGACGUUAUCAUUAGAAAAUGGCGAGAAGAUUUCAAAAUCACUCAUGUUUCUUUUGUAUGCUGGACCAAAUCUAAACACGCUAUGCAUAUAAAAGAACAUAACAAUGAAUAUCUAGAGGCUUUUAGUGACUUUAUGAAAUGUGUUGAGGAUGAGAUUAAAACCUCACCGUGUAAAUCUAAACUGUAAUGCAUCUCUUUUAAAUGCGAGGCGUGUUUUACUGCAUGUACAGUGCAUAUGGAUAAUUAUGAUGUACAUUACAUUAUUUUUUCAAAGCUACAUGUAUGUACAGUACGGCCAUCGCGGAUCCCGUAUUAGACCGCGGUAUGUUAAUCCUUCCCGCGCUAAUCCUCCGCGGGAUUUCAUCGCGGGGCAGAUUUACACCGCCACGGUGUGAAGUACCGUUAUUUUCCUAACAGGGACAAACUAACUACGAUAGCUAUUUUAUUCGUCGGCAGAAAAUGAGUACGGCUUGCUUAUGGCCAGCUAUUUCGCAUUACAUACCGGUAUAUUAAAUAAAUCAUUUUAGAAAAAAGAAAAAGAAAAUCAGGGACCUACUAAAACCAGAUGUACUUAGGAUUUAGCAUAUUUAAUACACCUCCGAUUUUUUUAUUCUAAAAAAAAACCCAAUACAAAACAUUUUAUUUAUGCUACAUUUAAUGAUAAGGAUUAGGAGCUGUGUCCUAAUAUUUUUUACAGUGAAAAAAUAAUACAAAUAGAUCUACAAAUGACCGUAUACGAGUGCAAGAUUAAUAUGUUCUGCCUGUUUUAAUGGCGUUUGUGUAGACUUCGAGAAUUGGUUCAAAAAUUUAUUAAUAACAAAAUAUUAUUUUGUAUGUUUUAUGAAUAAAAAAAAUGUAAAUUUUAUAUUAUGCUAAAAGAAA
Molecule: messenger RNA, 1647 nt
Organism: Ostrea edulis (European flat oyster)
Lineage: Eukaryota; Metazoa; Mollusca; Bivalvia; Ostreida; Ostreidae
Product: transmembrane protein 53-A-like
Exons: 2
Coding region: 146-952 (268 amino acids)
Molecular function (GO): serine hydrolase activity
Source: RefSeq, a predicted model, not a curated record